Saccharomyces kudriavzevii IFO 1802 is the source of this 540-nucleotide messenger RNA. RefSeq names its product Irc25p (gene IRC25). Bases 1 to 540 code for a protein of 179 amino acids. The transcript has a single exon. NCBI's taxonomy places the organism in Eukaryota, Fungi, Ascomycota, Saccharomycetes, Saccharomycetales, Saccharomycetaceae. The record is from RefSeq and is a predicted model, not a curated record.
AUGAUAUCAUAUGAAUUUCGGACCUGUAUACCGAAAGAAUCGGAUAUCUGUUCAAAUGCUUCCUCAACCGAGGGCAAUGAAUUAUACUUACAAGCCACACAUUUCAGCAAUACGAUUCUUUUACAAAUCAGACUCAAUGGAGAAAUGGAUUCUACCUAUGAAGUAUCCUUGAAAGGGCUAAAUCCUCUUCUCGAUGUAGAUGCUGUGCCAUUAGCAGGCAACUUAGAAAACACAGGUGACGAUUUAGACGACGAGGAAGAAGAAUUUGCAAGAGACCAUCUGUCUGAUUAUCAAGUCGUCACCAAAUUGGGAGAUAGUACAGAUCCAAAAGCACCCGUAGUGUGCAUACAGGUUGCUGAAUUGUACAGGAGGGUUUUACUUCCUGAAAUGAACAGCGUGAUGAUUCAAGGUAACGUGCAACUAAGCCUCCUGAUAACUAUGAGCAGUAAGAUAUGGAAGCCAUCGCGGGAAAAGAAUGGUGAUGAUUUUGGUAAGUUAGUGUUUUUAUUAAAGUGUAUCAAAGAUAUGUAUGCAAAAUGA